UAUAAAGGUUUUGAACCAGUUAUACCGAUAUAAAUUCAACAGUGUUCAAUUUUCAUGAUGGUGAAAGCUAAAGUUUUUAUCUAUAAUAAAGAGUUCGAUGGUUUGCCAAAAGAAGGCGAUCUCAUAAUAAAGGAGGAAGAUUUGCCGCCGUUAAAAGAUGGAGAAUAUUUGGCAGAGGCUGUCUACCUCAGCGUGGACCCGUACAUGAGGGCCUACGCACCUUCAAUACCCUUGGGUUCGGUCUACAUAGGUUCCCAAAUUGCAAAGAUUUUAGAAAGCAAGAAUAGCGACUACCCAGUAGGCCGGUACGUGGUGGGGUACUUUGGAUGGCGAAGUCAUACGGUACAUGAUGGUAGAACACCGGAAGCACCUGCGAAUUUCCCAGCACCUUUUCUAAUACCCGAUUUGGGCGACGUUCCUCUGUCAUACUUCCUUAGUAUCCUCGGAAUGCCUGGGAAUACAGCCUAUUUCGGCUUUUUGGAAAUCUGUCAGCCGAAGAAAGGCGAAACUGUCGUCGUGUCAGGGGCUGCUGGAGCAGUAGGAAACAUCGUCGGUCAAAUUGCUAAAAUUAAAGGAUGUAAGGUCAUAGGGAUCGCGGGGUCGGAGGAGAAAGGGAAGUGGUUGGUGGAUGAACUGGGAUUCGAUCAUUUCAUAAACUACAAAACUGAUGAUCUAGAUGAAACUCUUUCUCAGGUUGCUCCGAAAGGAGUCGAUUGCUAUUUUGAUAACGUGGGUGGAGAGACAACUGCUACCGUCAUACAACACAUGAAUGAAUAUGGCAGAAUCUCUUUGUGUGGUUCCGUUUCCUCAUAUAACAAAAAAGAUCGAUCAGUACGAAUACCAUUGUUCCUCUUGGUAGCUAAGCAGAUAAAAGCGGAAGGCUUUCUAUUUUAUAGAUGGGUCGACAGGUCCUUGGAAGGAGUCCAACAAAACCUGAAGUGGUUGCAGGAAGGAAAACUGAAGUACAGAGAAACUGUAACUGAAGGAUUUGGGAAUACGUUCAAGGCGUUUGUGGAGAUGUUGGAGGGCAAAAAUGUUGGCAAAGCUGUUGUUAAAGUGUAGACAGGUGGUGUGAAAUAAAAUAUUUCCAAAAUA
Anoplophora glabripennis (Asian longhorned beetle) is the source of this 1095-nucleotide messenger RNA. RefSeq names its product prostaglandin reductase 1-like. The record is from RefSeq and is a predicted model, not a curated record. Gene Ontology annotation, molecular function: 2-alkenal reductase [NAD(P)H] activity; 15-oxoprostaglandin 13-reductase [NAD(P)+] activity. The transcript has 6 exons. NCBI's taxonomy places the organism in Eukaryota, Metazoa, Arthropoda, Insecta, Coleoptera, Cerambycidae. The coding region runs from base 55 to 1062 and encodes 335 amino acids. Gene Ontology annotation, cellular component: cytoplasm. Gene Ontology annotation, biological process: prostaglandin metabolic process.